AAUGCUGGCGAGACCUCAAGUGCUGCGUCUUCCGCCUUUGAGAUUGGAGAGCUGCUCGAACUCAGCGCCGAUCGACGAGGCCGACUUUUUCGCUAGGCAGGCGAGAUUGCAAACCGAGGCGCGAAUGGCCCUGGCGCAGGCCAAAGAGAUGGCGCACAUGCAGAUGGAAGUGGAGAGGCAGAGGCUGAAGCAAAGUCCCAUCACCGAGAUGGUGCGCUCCAGCUUGGAAAAAGUUGGCGUCCAACUGGGUGAGGAUAGACGCAGACUGUCCCGAGUGCUUUUGACAGAGCUAAAUGUGGCGCAGCUGCAGGUAGUGGCGAACGAUUUGCACGCAAGGAUCGCCACACUGAACGAGGCGCUGGUCGAGGGACUUUUGAGAAGGGACGAUCUACAUAUGGAGCAAGAUUCGAUGCUCGUCGACGUCGAAGAUCUCACCCGAUAUCUCUUCUGCUGCGUUCGCAUGCGUAGAGGUGCCAAACAGGAGUCGUUGAAGAAAAAGCAGAACGCGAGGGAGCAGAAGGCGACGACGACGACAGCUGCGAGCAGGAGUCAUCAGCAAGCGAUGAUUCAUCAGCAAGCGGGGCAGAACAAGCCGCCUCAGAUGAAGCCGAAGCUCACGCAUCGUGGUCUAGUCUCGCUAUUUUGCAAGUCUACUUUGAUUUUAUAUCUGUUUGUUGCACGAGAUGAGAUUAUCGCUUUGUCGCUUUGUCGAACAAGCGUGAUGUUAAAACGAGCCAACAACAGGCUCAUCGCGAUAUAUCAGAUGACUCGAAUAAAUUCGGAUAAAUGUAAAGAAACGUCGAGUUUCCAUCUUGAGCAGAUAGAAUGA
Heterotrigona itama is the source of this 829-nucleotide messenger RNA. Lineage: Eukaryota; Metazoa; Arthropoda; Insecta; Hymenoptera; Apidae. The record is from the annotation of a GenBank genome assembly.